GUAAGGCUUUCCUCUGGGCUUUCCUCUCCGGGAUGUCUGAGCCACUGGGUGGGCUGCUCGGUUGGCUUGUCCUCCGUGAGCUCGUUGGCCCAGUAACCUUUGCCAUCCUCUUCGGUAUCAUCGCUGGUGUGAUGAUACACAUCUCCUUCAUGAAGCUUCUUCCCACUGCGCUGAAAUACGAUCCGGA
This is a messenger RNA of Symbiodinium sp. CCMP2456, 187 nucleotides long. Lineage: Eukaryota; Dinophyceae; Suessiales; Symbiodiniaceae. The record is from the annotation of a GenBank genome assembly.